UUGUAUGAACAUUUUGGGUUUCAAGUUAAAAACAUAAAUAAAUACAAUUAAAACGACGCUACAUCCGGCACGGGAUGAUGACGUCAUGCACUGCGCACACGCAGGCUUGGGAAUAGCGCGCGCGGACUGCGAAGCGUGAUCAGACUGUGUUGACAUGGCUCGCGAUUUCAAACCCGGAGAUCUUAUAUUCGCAAAGAUGAAGGGUUACCCACACUGGCCCGCGAGGAUCGACGACCUUUCGGAUGGAGCUGUCAAGCCAGCAAACGCCAAGUUUCCCAUCUUCUUCUUCGGCACUCACGAGACAGCGUUUCUGGGCCCUAAAGACAUCUACCCGUAUUUACCCAACAAGGACAAAUACGGCAAGCCCAACAAAAGAAAAGGCUUCAAUGAAGGAUUGUGGGAGAUCGAGAACAACCCGAAGGCGGAACUGGACGGAAAUAAGGUGAUGCACCCCGACGCGGGGUCAGAUAAAGACCAGAGCAGCUGCGAUGUGGAGAAGAAGAGAAAGUCAACCAAAGACCCUUCAGAGGAAGACAGCGUGGAUGACACGAGACCAAAAAAUAAGGUGACGGAUGAUCAAGACUCGGAUACUGAAAACACGAGCCCUGUCUCGAGCCCUUCGGGUGGACCGGUCCCUACACAGAAGCGCAGAGGAAGAAAACCAAAGAAUCUCCUUCUGCUGCAACAACAACAAACUUCGAAAGAGCCACAAGGGGGCGUGGUCUCAGAGGACCCCGAGACCAAGAAGACAGACAAGAGAAAGAAGAGGGAUGACAGUAAAGACGACAGAAAAGAACAAGAAGGAAAGAAAAGGAGGCGAGAAGACGGCUCAUCGGAAUCUGAUGAUGAACGCAAACUAAAUCCACAGGAGCAUCCAGAAGACGCGGACCGAGAUGAGCAUAACCGCAAACCAGAUCAACAGAAAGAUUCAAAUAAAGAUGGAAGGAAAGGGGACAAGAAGAAAGACGUGUCUGCAGAAUCCAGACUUCUGAGGUUACACGGAGAGAUCAAGACGUCUCUUAAACUGAACAACCCGGAUGUGAAGAGAUGUCUGACGGUGCUGGACGAGUUGAGCUCGCUGCAGGUCACCACUCAACAUCUUCAGAGACACUGUGAGCUCAUAGCCACGCUGAAGAAGAUCCGGAGGUUCAAAGCCAGCCAGGACGUGAUGGACAAAGCCGGCAUGCUGUAUAAUAAGUUUAAGAGCAUGUUUCUGAUGGGAGAGGGAGAGACGGCCAUCAGUCACGUGCUGAAUAAAGGUCUGACUGAACAGAGACAAUACGAGGAGGCCAAGAGAGGAGCGCAGAAAAAGACAGAAGAGACUAAAGAUCAGACGGACAACAUGGGUUCGAGCGCAGACUCCGGCGCGGAGGAGAAGGACGCUGUGACGGAGAGAGAGACGUCGGGAGAUGAUGACCUGUCUGUGGAGAAAAACAGGGAUGAGGGGAAAGAGAACAAUUUCUCAUGAUGAGCGUUUUGUUUUUUUAGUGGUCUAACAUUUUCUGUUUGAGGUUCGAACACUAUUUGUCCACUAAAAAGUCAACAGUGGGAGAUCACGUCCACGUUUAAAAGACCACUGACAAGAUCAUGCGUGUCUUUUAUUAUUUGCACAUCACCCGACAAAAGUGUAAUGUUUUCUUUUACAAAGACUAAGUGUUUUAAACUGAAGUCAUUUUAUUUUUGUGCAUUUGCAACCAAGUCAGUUUUAUACAGAGACUUCACGGUCACAAGUGUUAUUUUAGAAAAUCUUUAAAUACUUUUAGAUCCAGUUUGCAACUAACUACAUUGUACUUCACAUCAGCGAUUUAGUUUCAAAAUGUUCUUGAGUCCUUGACAUUAGUCACGUCAGAUGUAGAUGUUUUCGCUUUUGCUGCUGCUACUUUCAUAGUUAUGUGUCCAUUUUAUUUUCAUUUAAAGUUCAGAACCUUACAUCUGCAUCAUUUAUGCCAAUGCGACUGCUGUCAUGAAACUUGAUCAUUAUUAAAGAAAAAAAUAGCAAACCGGUGGUGUUUUUCUAUUGAUGUUAAUUAUGAUCUU
Molecule: messenger RNA, 2037 nt
Organism: Triplophysa dalaica
Lineage: Eukaryota; Metazoa; Chordata; Actinopteri; Cypriniformes; Nemacheilidae
Product: PC4 and SFRS1-interacting protein-like
Exons: 1
Coding region: 155-1468 (437 amino acids)
Biological process (GO): regulation of transcription by RNA polymerase II
Cellular component (GO): nucleus
Molecular function (GO): double-stranded DNA binding; transcription coregulator activity
Source: RefSeq, a predicted model, not a curated record